AUGCCCGGCGCUUGGCAAUCAAUUACGGAGGCUUUCCCUCCCAAGCCUACAUGGGGUGUUGACGACAUCCCAGACCUUACAGGCAAGGUCGUUAUCGUGACAGGUGCAACUGCCGGCAUAGGGCAGGAAACUGCGAAGGCCCUGCUUGCUCAUAAUGCCAAAGUCUAUGUGGCCGCGCGUAGCGAAACCAAGGCCGAAGAAACCAUUCGCGUCUUGAAAGAGCUGACGGGGAAAGAGGCGCUCUUUUUGAAACUGGACCUGGGUGAUUUGAAGUCGGUAAAGCAGGCUGCGGAGGAGUUCCAAAGAAAGGAAACGGAAUUGCACAUCUUGUUCAAUAACGCCGGUGUCGGUGCCACACCCAUCGAAAUGACAACGGUGCAAGGUUACGAUAUGCAGUUUGGAACCAACGUCCUCGGUUCGUUGCCUUUCUCAGUUACCGCAUCUGGAAGAACAGUCCAAUGGCGGAAAAGAUUCUUGGGUGGAUGUUCUAUCCGGCCGAGUAUGGGGCUUUGA
Messenger RNA from Coprinopsis cinerea okayama7#130, 513 nucleotides. RefSeq lists its product as hypothetical. The record is from RefSeq and is a predicted model, not a curated record. Bases 1 to 513 code for a protein of 170 amino acids. The transcript has 6 exons. Lineage: Eukaryota; Fungi; Basidiomycota; Agaricomycetes; Agaricales; Psathyrellaceae.